Messenger RNA from Metarhizium brunneum ARSEF 3297, 396 nucleotides. RefSeq lists its product as uncharacterized. The record is from RefSeq and is a predicted model, not a curated record. Lineage: Eukaryota; Fungi; Ascomycota; Sordariomycetes; Hypocreales; Clavicipitaceae.
AUGUCUCAGCCGCAACGUAGUUGGAACAGCCAUGGAAAAUCUGGCAACCCCAACCAAGACAACAAGAGAAACUGGACCCCUUGGAGCGGAGCAACGACGAAGAGCUGGGGCCAGAAGAAUAACCAUGGCAACAUGAACACGUGGGAAAAUUGCGGAAAUACAGCCUCGGACAACUGCGGCAACACAUACAAUGUAAAUUAUGGCGACACUACAAGCUACGACCAGCGAGGCAUGAAUGCCUACGACCAAAGAGGAACCACAUUCAUCAAGACUGGAAACAUUUCCAGCGGCGGAACUGCCACGACUGGAAAUGUCUCGGCCAAUGGCAAAUCCAAUGCCACUUCAGGCCAAGCAUCAGCCGGAGGUGGAAACAUCACCAUUGGCGGCCGUGGCUAA